AUGUCGGAACAACACCACCAAAACUACUUUAGCCUUAGUGAUCUCCUCAAAGAUCCACCGCCACCGUGUUCUGACAAAAUACGUAGAAGAUUCAAUCCGGCCCUCUGGGAUAACGUCACGAGGGAAAAUGAAUUGUUGCCACCGGACGGCGAGCGUGCGGCAGCGGUGACAACGAGGACGAAACCUUGCAGAAGAAGCCAAAAGGUUGAAGUGGAGGAAGCGAAGAAUGCCAAUUUAUGGAUGACGGGAAGAAUGAGAAAGAACGUGAUGUAA
Molecule: messenger RNA, 273 nt
Organism: Oldenlandia corymbosa var. corymbosa
Lineage: Eukaryota; Viridiplantae; Streptophyta; Magnoliopsida; Gentianales; Rubiaceae
Source: the annotation of a GenBank genome assembly